GAUACGAUGUAGAGAAACUCAGAUGUAGACGACCUCGGGCCGAGCUGAAAGCUUCCUAUUUCAAAGCUCCACGAUGCCGACUCGCCUGCUUUUACUUCUCUGUCUGACUGGACAUGUGUUUGCCAAGAAACCACCAGAUGUAGACUGUUACGUGGUGCAUUUGGAAUAUGUUCACUGUACCUGGAACAAGCAGGGGACUCCAGAGGUCAACUACACCUUCCACGGCAGGUUCGGAUCUAACGCCUGGCGUGAGUGCACCACGUAUCUGUCAGAGAACGGUACAAUCACUGGAUGUAACCAUCCCUAUCAGAACAGAAACGACAGGUUUGGUCCAUUUAACACCAAACUGCAACAUGGCAGCGACAAAUCUGAGAUGCAGCAUGAGCUUAAAGAGAAAGUCAAGUUAUAUCCACCAACCAACCUGACUGUCAAGCUUGGAUCUGACAGUAACCUGUGGUUCUACUGGAACCAGAGUUAUUCAGGCUGUGUGGAGAGUGAAGUCCGCUACAGGAUCAAUAACAAGACCUGGAAUUCAGAUCCUGUCAGUACUGGGAUUAAGUACUACUGCAUCAACUUGCCCUCCGACAGUUCACUUUAUGAGGUUCAGGUCCGGAGCAAAUAUGGGAGAGACUGUGGAGGAUCUCAAAUUUGGAGCGAGUGGAGUCAGCCUGUGGCCUGGGGAGCCAACAACAGCACAGACAAAUCAAAACCAAAGGACACCUCGAUAUCUGCGUGGACCCCGGUGAUGUACGUGUUGGGCGCUCUCACCCUCAUCCUAAUGGUCAUGAUGCUGCUGCACUAUGAAAGGGUCAGAAUCAGGCUGAUGCCGGUGGUCCUCACGCCGAAAUUAGAUAAGGAAUGGUUCUCCAGGUCCGACUGCCCGAAGCCUGAAAAUUUUUACCCUGACUACAUCGAGCGGGUCUGUCCCGUCCGCGACUACGCUCUUGUCUCCCAGUCCAGCAGCGACAGCUCCGACUGCUCCACCUCCUCCGUCACCACCGAUCAAACCGACUGCUCCAUCUCCAUGCCUUUGGACGGGUCAGACCUGUCUACCUCCUGCUCCUCGUCCACCUCCACGGUGUCCGUCUCAUCUGAGGGGCCGGAGAAGGUUUCUGUGUAGGAAGCUGCUCGGGCACGUUUGGGUUUCACCAAAGAUUC
Molecule: messenger RNA, 1158 nt
Organism: Acanthopagrus latus (yellowfin seabream)
Lineage: Eukaryota; Metazoa; Chordata; Actinopteri; Spariformes; Sparidae
Product: cytokine receptor common subunit gamma-like
Exons: 8
Coding region: 74-1120 (348 amino acids)
Biological process (GO): cytokine-mediated signaling pathway
Cellular component (GO): external side of plasma membrane
Molecular function (GO): protein binding; cytokine receptor activity
Source: RefSeq, a predicted model, not a curated record